AUGAGUUUGUUUUAUUGAGUAGCAGAUGUCCAACUCGGGCUGUACUCUAUUAUAAGGUCAGUAGACCCGUUUAGGUUAGAAAAUACAUUUUGUCGUUUUCAUGUAUGUUUUCAGCAAAGGAAUGACUGAAGGUUUAGCCUCUGCUGCCUAACUUAACUAACACCAAUGACUCAACACGAAAAUUUAUGACAGAAGUGUCAAAACUGUCAUAACCUGUCGAUUCACGCCUUAUUUGGUCGUCAUGCUCACCUGUAGACCACGCCCAUCUCCGGAUCAUGAAUAAAACCAAACCAACAGCAGCGUUAAUGAGGACUCUCACUUUAGCUGGAGCCUCAGACUUUAGACUGAAGAAUACAGUGCUAGGCUGACAGCUGACUUACAAUGAUUGACCUCCCAUCUCUGUCUGUGACCUGGACCCUGGUGCUUCUGGUCAUAACUCUCCUGUAUAUUUACGGUGUUUGGCCACAUAGAUUUUUUAAGAAACUGGGAAUCCCAGGACCAAGGCCUUGGCCUUUCUUUGGCACACUUCUCUCAUACACUAAAGGUGUGUGCAAUUUCGAUAUGGAGUGUGCUAAGAAGUAUGGAAAAGUUUGGGGGAUCUAUGAUGGAAGGCUCCCAAUAUUAAUGGUCACUGACCUGGAAAUGAUCAAAGUGAUUUUGGUGAAAGAAUGUUAUUCUAACUUCAUUAACAGAAGGAAAACAACUACAGGUCUUGCUGGCCCCUUUGCUGAUGGCAUAAUUAUGGUUAAAGAUGAGAGAUGGAAGAGAAUGCGUAGUACACUCUCCCCGUAUUUCACCAGUGGUCGACUGAAGGAGAUAUUUCCCAUAGCUGUGACACAUGCAGAUUGUUUUAUUAAAAAUAUGCAAAAGAAAGACCACGAGAAGCCAGUUAAAGUAAAAGAAGUUGUGGGUCCGUACAGUUUGGAUGUGGUCACCAGCUCCUCCUUUAGCGUUGACAUCGACUCCAUAAACAACGCAGAUGAUCCUUUCGUUACCAACAUCAAGAAGUUUAUCCAGUUUAAUAUGUUCAAUCCUCUCCUUCUGCUAAUACUAUUGUUUCCCUCCAUUGCAAUUAUUUUGAAGAAAAUGGGGGUUACUCUUUUUUCGAAGUCAUCUAUGGAUUUUUUCUACAGUGCCGUGAAAAAGAUUAAGGAUGAGCACAACAAGGAAUCAGAUGGUCGGGUAGACUUUCUCCAGCUCAUGCUCCAGAAUCAAAUACCUGGUGAUCAUUUUGAGGACACAGAUGAGCAACCAGCAAAAGGACUAACAGACCACGAGAUUCUCUCCCAGUCCCUUGUUUUCAUUCUCGGAGGUUAUGAGACGACAAGCACCACUCUCACUUACCUCCUCUAUAAUCUUGCCACUAAUCCAGACUGCCUGGAAAAGCUGGUUGAGGAGAUUGACACAAACUUCCCUCUUGAUACUCCCAUCACAUAUGAUGCAUUGAUGAAAAUGGAUUACUUGGAAAUGGCCAUCAACGAAUCAAUGCGUCUCCUUCCCACUGCACCACGCUUAGAAAGAUCCUCUAAGAAAACUGUGGAGAUCAGUGGGGUGACCAUACCAAAGGACACUCUGGUUGGAAUUCCUGUAUAUGUUUUGUGUCGUGAUCCGCAACUCUGGGAGUCUCCUGAUGAGUUCAGACCAGAGAGGUUCAGCCCAGAAAGUAAGUCAGAGAUGAACCAGUACGCUUUCCUGCCUUUUGGACUCGGGCCUCGAAAUUGCAUUGGAGUGAGAUAUGCCCUAAUGAUCAUGAAAAUUCUUGUUGUGAAGCUGCUUCAGAACUUCAGUAUGGAAACAUGUAAAGAGACACAGAUCCCUCUAGAGAUGAAUGCCGCUUUUCAGCCGAAGGUUCCCAUUACACUGAAGUUUAUACCAAGAUCUCACAAGACAAAACAAUAAUGCAAUGCAAAACAGUUAUAUACAUUAUAUAAUUAUGAAUAAUAAGAAUUUUUAAAUAAUUUUAAUCAUGAAGACUGAAACCCAU
Onychostoma macrolepis is the source of this 1984-nucleotide messenger RNA. Its product is annotated as cytochrome P450 3A30-like. Lineage: Eukaryota; Metazoa; Chordata; Actinopteri; Cypriniformes; Cyprinidae. Bases 382 to 1899 code for a protein of 505 amino acids. Gene Ontology annotation, molecular function: oxidoreductase activity, acting on paired donors, with incorporation or reduction of molecular oxygen; iron ion binding; steroid hydroxylase activity. The record is from RefSeq and is a predicted model, not a curated record. The transcript has 13 exons.